AAUUUUAUGACUACUGUUCUGCAUGCCAAAGGUUCAUUUAUUCCAUUCUUUUGAAAAAUUUCCUGAGAUGAAAGCUUCUCAAACUAAAUGAUAUGCUCAAUAAUAAAUCCUAAAACAAAAAAAUAAUUAUUCCCAAUUAUCUAUUCAAUAAAAUUUUGAAAAACAAAGGAAACUAUAAAUACUCCAGAUUAACAUAAUGAUGAAAGGAUCACAAAUUACAAAUCACAGAAAAUUUCCCGUCGAUGGAUGUCUACCUGAUAUUGAUUAUUCUGCUAUGAGAAUGAAAAAUUUAGAUGAUCAAGACUUAGACAGAGUCUUAAUGGAGUAUGAGUGUGUUCAAGUGCAACGUGGUGAUACAAAUUCAAGUUCAGAAUUCAAUAUAACGCUUACAUCAAGUAAUGAGAAAAUUGUGGGCAAGGACAAAUACGAAGAGGUUUUCAUUGAAACAGUGAAUGAUGAAUACGGAGUUAAGUCUGGUGAUCAAGUUGUACAAAUUGAUGGUGUAUCAGUUAGAAAUUUAAAACAAGCUAAACAAUUGCUUGAACGUUGUGGUAACUCUGUCAGUCUUUUGCUGCUUAGACCAAUCAGAAUUUCCAAUCUAGGUUGUGAAAAUGCUUCCUGUAAUGGGUCAACCGAUAAAAAUGAUACAAGUAGUCAAUUUAUUCAACCACCUCGAUUAUUUCCCCAUAUGGUGUAUACAACACCAGACCGGUUAACACAAACCAUAUGGCUGCAGCAAAAUAUAUUCCGAGAGAAAUUAAACGUUUUGUCAAAAAUUAACGGUGUUAUUAAAGACGAUACUAAUGUCGCAGGGGUAAACCCAAUUUCAAAUAUCAAUACAAAAAAAGAUACCCAAACAAAUGAAACUGAAAAUCGAUAUGAAACACGUUUGCCACGAUAUUCUAAUUCAGAAACAGACAAGAAUAAUCUUACUUCUUGGACAAUUCGACGAAGUGCGGAUGGAACUCGUUAUAUAACAAAGAAAUAUAAAAGAUCAUCAGAACUGCCAACAUGUAGAACAACUCGAAUGAAUGACAAUAACCGGUACCAAAGUGACAAAAGCCUGUCCAUUAGUCAUACGAACUCAUCAAGCUCAGAUAUAUCUGAAUACCAUCCAGCUUCCAAGCCACAUUCUAAAUCUAUAUCACAUUUGGAAAACAAAAGCAGCCACAUACUACAGUGGAGUCAUACAGACAAUAAUCCCAGUGAGAACCAACUAAGAACCAAAAGAAAAGAAUCCAUAAAAUAUCCAGAGUAUAAGCUACAGAAAACAGGCAUUCUAAAGAACACUACCGACAAUUUGUAUACACAGUCAAAUAUACCGACAUCGAUAUUAAUGAAACCGCCUAUUCUAUUCCGACGAAGUCAUUCUGCCAAUGUAUCCCGUAAUACAAGUGUACAUUUUGAUCUUGACAAGAAGCAUACAUCAUUCUUAGGAAAUCAAUCACAAUAUCAUAAACAAAAUCACAAAUUGAAGUCUUCUUCAAAUUAUAAAUCAGUUUCCGUUGUAACUAUGUAA
Messenger RNA from Trichobilharzia szidati, 1519 nucleotides. The record is from the annotation of a GenBank genome assembly. NCBI's taxonomy places the organism in Eukaryota, Metazoa, Platyhelminthes, Trematoda, Strigeidida, Schistosomatidae.